Messenger RNA from Boeremia exigua, 402 nucleotides. RefSeq names its product Tctex-1. Gene Ontology annotation, molecular function: dynein intermediate chain binding. Bases 1 to 402 code for a protein of 133 amino acids. Lineage: Eukaryota; Fungi; Ascomycota; Dothideomycetes; Pleosporales; Didymellaceae. Gene Ontology annotation, biological process: microtubule-based movement. The transcript has 4 exons. Gene Ontology annotation, cellular component: cytoplasmic dynein complex; cytoplasm. The record is from RefSeq and is a predicted model, not a curated record.
AUGGCCGCCACUUCACCGCUUCCCACCGAGCAGCUCCAGCAGAUUGCCAGCAACGCCUGCGAACAAGCAAUCGGCGAAGCUGCGCUCUAUGAUCACUCCAAAGUCGCCGACUGGAACACGACCAUCAUCCAAAACAUUCUCAAAGCCGUCAUCGAUGCCACAACAGUAAAGACUGAGGGUGGCGAGACCAGCCAACCAGCCUUCAAGUACAUCGCCAAUAGCACAGUCAUCCAGCACAUCGGCUCUCCUUCGGAGCCCGAGAAGCACGGCCGCCGCGGCAUGCACAGUGCCGUGGGUGCCUACUGGAACAACGAGAAGGAUGGGACAUACAGCUACAAGUGGGAGGCCGCUGAGAAGAAAGGCAUGGAUAUUGUUAUCACAAUCACCUGGAUCGCCAUAUAG